UGGGGAGGGUGAGGGUCUCCCCAGUGCCGUGGCAGUGCCGGCACUUCCUGGUGAGGCCUGGGCACUGCUCAGGGGCUCCCCACUGCUGCCCUUCGGAGCUGCUCCACGGCCAGGAGCAGGGUCGGGAGGCAUCGGGGCUGCGCUGGGGGACUCUUGCUGACAGGCAGAGCAGGGGCACGUCAGAGAGGAGGUUUGGGUGAGGAGCUGCAAAGAGCAGCCCUUUUUUCUGAGCUGAGAGCAAGCGGCAAGCGCCAUGGAGGGCUGCUGCACCGUGGCCGUCAGCUUGGAGCUGAGCAGCUUGUUCCCCUCCCUCCUGUGUCUCUCCACCAAGGAGGUUGUGACUAUCUGGGAUGCUGUGUCUGCGUACAUCCUGGGACAGCUGAAGCUGGACAAGGGCGUCCUGCUCCCAGGACUCGGGACCUUCACUAUGGUCCAAGAGCGAUUCCAGGGUGAAGAAGAGGUGUUUAUGGCUCGAAGACCAGUCUUCCAGCUGAACAUGGACAAGGCGUGUCUGCAGGAGCUCACGUUCCCCACAGGGGUUAUCCCUGAGGAUGUCGAGAUCAAGCCGCUGAACUACAGACGGUGUCCUGUGCAUGCGGUUUUAUUACGACUACGUCACAGGGCUGGAGAGCAAGGCCAGCCGCAUGGCACUGCUUCACACUAGGCUGUGGGUGCGAUGUGCAGUGGUCUCCGGUGGAGCGGCCACCACUUGGGGGAUGCAGGCUGCUCCUGACCGCAUGUUCCCAAGGUGAGUGCGGUUCCUCUGCAGCCCUCGACUGACUGAGCAGGCGGCUUCCCAGCUCCUGCUCAGGAGCGCAUGUUGUUGGGGCUC
Messenger RNA from Chroicocephalus ridibundus (black-headed gull), 832 nucleotides. RefSeq names its product coiled-coil domain-containing protein 81-like. The transcript is spliced from 6 exons. Gene Ontology annotation, molecular function: DNA binding. The coding region runs from base 254 to 664 and encodes 136 amino acids. Lineage: Eukaryota; Metazoa; Chordata; Aves; Charadriiformes; Laridae. The record is from RefSeq and is a predicted model, not a curated record. Gene Ontology annotation, cellular component: centrosome.